CCUUGAUUCAUUUUCAAAAUAGGGCAACCUUGGAAACCCUAACAUUAAAACCUAAGUUUACAACUAAACUGCUCGGUCUUGUAAGAAGAAGCCGCAAAACCUCUUAAGACAGACUCUUCUUCAUCCUUGCAGAUUUCGCUAACCGAUUCUGUGAAGAUGUUCUCCGCUCAGAACAAGAUCAAGAAGGACAAGAAUGCCGAGCCGACAGAAUGCGAUGUGCAAGUUGCUCAGGCUUUGUUUGAUUUAGAAAACACUAACCAGGAGUUGAAAAGCGAGUUGAAAGAUCUUUACAUCAACCAAGCUGUUAACAUGGACAUCUCUGGAAACCGCAAGGCUAUUGUGAUUUACGUCCCGUUCAGAUUGAGGAAAGCUUUCCGCAAGAUCCACCCCCGUCUCGUUAGAGAGCUUGAGAAGAAGUUCAGUGGAAAGGAUGUUAUCUUUGUUGCCACAAGAAGGAUCAUGCGUCCACCCAAGAAGGGUGCUGCUGUUCAGAGGCCACGCAACAGGACUCUAACCUCUGUUCAUGAAGCUAUGCUCGAGGAUGUCGCUUACCCUGCUGAGAUCGUUGGUAAACGUACUCGUUACCGUCUCGAUGGAUCCAAAGUCAUGAAGGUGUAUUUGGAGGCCAAGGAAAGAAACAACACAGAGUACAAGCUCGAGACUAUGGUGGGAGUGUACCGCAAACUCACAGGAAAGGAUGUCACUUUUGAGUACCCGGUUGAAGCUUGAUGAUGGACGAUGCUCUGAAGAAUCAUCAUCAUCAUGAUAGAGAAGAGAGGUUUUGAAGAAUCAUCAUCACAAUCUUUAAUGUUACAUUUUAAAAAGACUUCUUGUGUCUGUCCUUUUCAAUUUUGAAAACCUAUUUUAUAGUUCCA
Raphanus sativus (radish) is the source of this 875-nucleotide messenger RNA. Its product is annotated as 40S ribosomal protein S7-3. Gene Ontology annotation, biological process: rRNA processing; ribosomal small subunit biogenesis; translation. Gene Ontology annotation, molecular function: structural constituent of ribosome. The transcript has 6 exons. Lineage: Eukaryota; Viridiplantae; Streptophyta; Magnoliopsida; Brassicales; Brassicaceae. The coding region runs from base 157 to 729 and encodes 190 amino acids. Gene Ontology annotation, cellular component: cytosolic small ribosomal subunit; small-subunit processome; ribosome. The record is from RefSeq and is a predicted model, not a curated record.